Molecule: messenger RNA, 2143 nt
Organism: Lynx canadensis (Canada lynx)
Lineage: Eukaryota; Metazoa; Chordata; Mammalia; Carnivora; Felidae
Gene: DAPK2
Product: death associated protein kinase 2
Exons: 11
Coding region: 295-1761 (488 amino acids)
Biological process (GO): protein phosphorylation; intracellular signal transduction; positive regulation of apoptotic process
Cellular component (GO): cytoplasm; nucleus
Molecular function (GO): protein serine/threonine kinase activity; ATP binding
Source: RefSeq, a predicted model, not a curated record
CGGCCGGAGAGCAGAGACGAGCGCCGCGCACCCGGUCGCGCCUGCCGUGCUCGCCGUGCCCGCCCAGCGCAGCCUCCCGCCUUAUUAUUAACAAUGCUGCCGUGAACAUUCUGACAUGGGCCAUUUUGGAAGGCGUCUACAUGCAUUUCCCUUACGGAUGUCCAUAAAAACUGCCCAACAGAUUUCCAAAGUGGUUGUUCCAGAGUGUGCUUCUCCUGGCAGUGUUGGAGAGUUCUGAUUUCUCCACAUAGUCACCAACAGUAGGCAUUGUCCAGAUUCAUUUUCCAUGGCUGUAUGCUCCAGGCCUCAAUGAAGAGCCCAAACAUGGAGACAUUCAAGCAGCAGAAGGUGGAGGACUUUUAUGACAUCGGAGAGGAGCUGGGGAGCGGCCAGUUUGCCAUCGUGAAGAAGUGCCGAGAGAAGAGCACGGGGCUGGAGUACGCGGCCAAAUUCAUCAAAAAGCGGCAGAGCAGGGCCAGCCGGCGGGGUGUGUCCCGGGAGGAGAUCGAGCGGGAGGUGAGCAUCCUGCGGCAGGUGCUGCACCCCAACGUCAUCACGCUGCAUGACGUCUUUGAGAACCGAACCGACGUGGUGCUCAUCCUCGAGCUAGUGUCGGGAGGAGAGCUCUUCGACUUCCUGGCCCAGAAGGAGUCGCUGAGUGAGGAGGAGGCUACCAGCUUCAUCAAGCAGAUCCUGGACGGUGUGAACUACCUUCAUGCCAAGAAAAUUGCUCACUUUGAUCUCAAGCCAGAAAACAUUAUGUUGUUAGACAAGAAUAUUCCCAUUCCACACAUCAAGCUGAUUGACUUUGGCCUGGCUCAUGAAAUAGAAGAUGGAGUUGAAUUUAAGAAUAUUUUUGGGACGCCAGAAUUUGUUGCUCCAGAAAUUGUGAACUACGAGCCCCUGGGCCUGGAGGCUGACAUGUGGAGUAUAGGCGUCAUCACCUACAUCCUCCUAAGUGGAGCAUCCCCUUUCCUGGGAGACACAAAGCAGGAAACGCUAGCAAAUAUCACAGCAGUGAGUUACGACUUUGAUGAAGAAUUCUUCAGCCAGACCAGCGAGCUAGCCAAGGACUUCAUCCGGAAGCUUCUGGUGAAAGAGACCCGGAAACGGCUCACAAUUGAAGAGGCUCUCAGACACCCCUGGAUCACGUCCAAAGGAGAAGUCAGAGCCCCGGAACAGCAGAAGACAGAGCCUGCCCAGCUGAAGACCAAGCGCCUAAGAGAAUACACCCUCAAAUGCCACUCAAGCAUGCCUCCCAAUAACACCUAUGUCAACUUUGAGCGUUUUGCCCGUGUAGUGGAGGACGUGGCUCAGGUGGACCAGGGAUGCCGUGCCCUGGCAGGGACCCAUGACACCAUCCAGGACGACGUGGAGGCUCUGGUCUCCAUAUACAAUGAGAAGGAAGCUUGGUACCGGGAGGAGAGUGAGAGCGCCCGGCACGACCUCUCCCAGCUCAAGUAUGAGUUCCGCAAAGUGGAGUCCUUGAAGAAACUCCUACGAGAAGACAUCCAGGCCACAGGGUCCAGCCUCGGAAGCAUGGCCAGGAAAUUGGACCAUCUGCAGGCACAGUUUGAAGCUUUAAGGCAGGAGCUCUCAGCAGACCUACAGUGGAUCCAGGAACUGGUGGGCAGUUUCCAGCUGGAGAGUAAGAACACAGAUGGCCUGGGCUCCGUGUUCUGCAGGGACACCAGGGAGUCCCUAGUGGAGCAGCUCGACAGAUCAUGCAGCAAGGAAGUCUUGGCUGGCUUGGAACUCUGAGCACCAGAAUCUAGUCAGUAAUGCAUCCUGGAUGAUUUGCAGAAGCGUGUUCCCAAGUGCCCCGCCAGAGCAUCAGCUAGAAUUAUCCUUAGGGUGUGUGUAUGUAGCAUAGCCCUCCACCCCCUUCACAGAAUCCAGAAUCAGGAAGGCGCUAGCUAGUUACUCAUUCUGCACCUCCUCUCACCAACCUGGUUUUCUGGGAGGUGGCUGGUGGAGCAGCCAAGCUAUUAAAACAAUUGAGAAUGAGUACCUCUCAGCCUACCCUUUUCCAGAGGGAGGAUGGCUGGCCCCGGGGAGAUGCUUGUAAUUGAUCUGUGAUAAUGGAUUUCUUCACAUCUCACCUCCCACCUAUAUGUCUUAAUAAAUUGCAGAUCUUGGGUAA